Molecule: messenger RNA, 960 nt
Organism: Cladophialophora psammophila CBS 110553
Lineage: Eukaryota; Fungi; Ascomycota; Eurotiomycetes; Chaetothyriales; Herpotrichiellaceae
Exons: 1
Coding region: 1-960 (319 amino acids)
Biological process (GO): transmembrane transport
Cellular component (GO): membrane
Molecular function (GO): ATP hydrolysis activity; ABC-type transporter activity; ATP binding
Source: RefSeq, a predicted model, not a curated record
AUGUUGCUGCUAAUCACAUUUUAUCUUUCGGUGGCCUACUAUGGAGCUCACUGGGUGUCUCGGUCAUUAAGAGACUAUUCUAGGUGCCACGAGGAAUCAACACACAAUUUCCAGGAAUCGAUGCAAAAUCGACCCAUUAUUUCUUGUUUCAAUCGAAGUGACGACGAGAUUAGCAGAUUUUCGAGAGCAUUGGGCAGCUAUCUGAAUACCCAAUUACGAUGUCACGACAGAUUCUAUUUGAUUACCAAUACCUUGCGGAUACUCUUGGAAGUUGCAUUAGGGGCAGUUGUUUCUACCCUCGCAAGGGGCAUUAUUAGAGGUACUGCAUCACCUGCUACCUUUAUUGUCCUCGUUACUUACUGGAAUUCGAUAUCGGGCAAUCUCACCGGACUUACAGAGAGCCUUAAAAGGUUAAGGGCCAUUCUAAUUUCUGCUGAGAAGCUGCUUAGGAUUCUUUAUACGCAGCUCACCGUUAUCGAUGGAAGUAAGCAGUUACGCACACACAGUGGACACAUUUUAUUUGAAGACGUUUCGUUUUCGUAUAAAGGCCAGGCUGGCGAAGACCUUGCCAGUAGAGUCCGGAAUAUUACCUUCAAAGUUCCAGAUGGAUCGACUGUCGCACUGGUAGGCGAGAGUGGCAGCGGUAAAUCCACUCUUGCGAAUCUCUUAUCUCGCGGUGAUGACGUGGACAAAGGCGCCAUCAAGAUCGACGACCAGGAUAUUAAGGAUGUCACACUUUCCAGUCUGAGAGACGUAGUCGGGAUUGUCCAUCAAGAUCAUUUCAUCUUCGACCGCUCAAUUAUAGACAAUGUCAGAUUCGGAAGGCCUGAUGCAACAGAUGAUGAAGUGAAGGAAGUGUGCAAGGCAAUAGGACUACAUGAUAUGAUUAUGAAAUUUGAAGAGAAAUACGAGAAAAGAGUCGGUGAACGAGUUAACGGACUAUCCGGUGGACAGAAAUAG